GGGCUUAAGUCUUCUCUCUCUCUCUCUCUCUCUCUCUCUGCGAGCGAGCUAGGGCUGCGUUGCCGGGCUUCUCUUCUCUUCCUCCGACCGAAGGUCUCCUCCGCUGCAGCGGCUUUCUUGACACCUCUCUGGUCCGAUACCUAAUGGACCCGCAGGAGAAUGAGGCGGCGUUCGACGGGGAAGCUCACGAAGUCGAGCCCUCGGACCACUCCCUCCACCAUUCCGCUGAAGACGACAGAUCUCACCCUCAGUCCGGCGACGGAGCUAGUCCCGGAAAGAUUUUUGUAGGAGGUUUAGCAAGAGAGACGACUAAUGCGCAAUUUGUCAAGCAUUUUGGUCAGUAUGGUGAAAUUACAGAUUCUGUCAUCAUGAAGGACCGGAAGACUGGGCAGCCUCGUGGAUUUGGGUUCGUGACCUAUGCGGAUCCCUCUGUUGUCGAUAAAGUCAUAGAGGACACCCAUGUCAUUAAUGGGAAGCAAGUUGAGAUUAAGCGUACAAUCCCAAAGGGUGCUGCUGGCUCCAAGGAUUUCAAAACUAAGAAGAUCUUCGUUGGUGGGAUUCCAUCAACUGUAAACGAAGAUGAGUUCAAGGAAUUCUUUACUCAGUUUGGAGAGGUCAAGGAACAUCAGAUCAUGAGAGACCAUGCUACAAACCGUUCUCGUGGCUUUGGUUUUAUCACUUUUGACAGCGAGGAGGCAGUUGAUGAUCUACUGUCUAGGGGCAAUCGUCUUGAGCUGGCUGGAACUCAGGUGGAGGUUAAGAGGGCAGAACCAAAAAAACCAAAUCCACCUCCACCGCCUUCCAAGCGAUACAGUGAUUCAAGGCACUCAUAUGGUGGAGGAUAUGGAGAUGUUUAUGGUGGAUAUGGAGGAGGCGGAUAUGGUGGCUAUAACAGAUCAGGUGGAGCCUAUGGAGGCCGAGCGAGCGCUUAUGGUGGAUACGGUGGGGGUGACUUUGGUGGGUAUGGAGGAUAUGGCGGCGGUGGAAUCGGCUCGUAUAGAGGAGACCCUUCCCUUGCAUACUCGAGUCGUUAUGGGGGAGGCAUGAGCAGAGGUUAUGAUAUGGGAGGUCCUUAUGGUGGCCCCGGCGGAGGUUAUGGAGGGUAUGGUGGCGGUGCAGGUGGUUAUGGUGGCGCUGGCUAUGAUCCUGGUCUUGGAGGUGGCUAUGGAGGCAGCAGUGGCAGUGGUGGGGGUUUCUAUGGAAGCAGGGGAGGAUAUGGUGGUGCAGGUAGCAAUCGAUACCAUCCUUACGGGAGGUAAGACUUAAGGAGUCUCACUUCUUGAAACGGAGAAAGUUGUGCCUGCUGAGUGAUGUUGCGAGGAUUCGAAAAUUAGGAAGUACAUUGCUGAACUUUUAUUUCUGUGAACUCAUGUAAUCUUGAGCUCUCAGUUACAUCCCAGUGACGGGGAAAAUCUGAGAGGUCCAACCUUAUUUAUAUGUGGUUCUGUAUUGACCUGCAGUAUAUGCCUGAUGGUUCCUAUAGUUGGCAUUGUGAUCUGAAGCCCCUUUUCCCAUAGUCUUACCAGAUUCCUUUUA
Messenger RNA from Punica granatum (pomegranate), 1536 nucleotides. The record is from RefSeq and is a predicted model, not a curated record. NCBI's taxonomy places the organism in Eukaryota, Viridiplantae, Streptophyta, Magnoliopsida, Myrtales, Lythraceae.